Messenger RNA from Betta splendens (Siamese fighting fish), 8430 nucleotides. RefSeq names its product unconventional myosin-XVIIIa-like. The record is from RefSeq and is a predicted model, not a curated record. Gene Ontology annotation, molecular function: ATP binding; protein binding; cytoskeletal motor activity. NCBI's taxonomy places the organism in Eukaryota, Metazoa, Chordata, Actinopteri, Anabantiformes, Osphronemidae. The transcript has 44 exons. The coding region runs from base 283 to 6561 and encodes 2092 amino acids. Gene Ontology annotation, cellular component: myosin complex.
UAAUAUCUGGCCCAAGUUGUUGGAAGUCGGAGUUUACGCCCAGUCAGUGAAGGCAUCACUAGACCAUUUCCUCUCACCUACUGUCAACUCCAAAGAGGAAAAUGCUCCAAACUUCUGUGUAGACAACAACGCUGUGUUUCACGGGCGUUCACAGGUCAGAUCUAUGUCUACUGCAGAUGCAUCUCUUUUUACAUAAGUUUUGUCCAAUAUAGAAAAAAAGCUGUCGCUGUCCUCCUAUUUUAAUUAACUUAUAACUGGGGAAAUUAUACAACAAAACCAAGCAUGUUUCACCUAAUUAAGAAAGACAAGGACAAAGACAAGGAGAAGGAGCUGGGCAAGAAGGAGAAGAAGGAGAAAAAGGAGAAGAAGGAGCGCAUGUCCCAGGCGGAGUUGAAGAGUCUGGAGGAGAUGAGCAUCCGCCGAGGACUGUUCUCCAUCAACCGAGGAAGCUCCAAGAGGGAAUCCAGGAGCAAGUUGGAGAUCUCCAGUCCCAUUCCCAUCAAGGUGCCCAGUAACACUGAACUCUCCCUGACGAACCUGGACGACAAGCGCCUCCGGGGGAAAGACGCCGGGCCGGCGAACGCCAGCGCCUCCGGCGACGACGCGGCCGACGGCGAACUGGACCAUCACCGCAGCUCGGUGAAGGAGAGGGCGGCCAGGUUCGGGGAACUGGCCAAGUUGAACUCGCUGGUCGGCCAGAAGCACGCGUCUGUCACCCAGCGGGGCCGGGAGGACAGCGUUUCGGGGCCUAAAGAUGCUGACGAGGGCUCGGCCCCGUCCCGCCCGGACCCGGAGAGCGCCGGCGCGCUUCACGUCCCUGAGAUGGUGGAGAAGACCUUCCCCGGCGCCGACCUGCAGCUGCCGGCGCUGGUCGCCCCCUCCAUCCCGGCGCCCAGAGAGCUGGAGCUGCAGCGGCGCAACACGGGCGACUUUGGCUUCUCGCUGCGUCGGACGACGCUCCUGGACAGGCGGCCCGACGGCGGCGUGUGCCGGCGCGUGGUGCACUUUGCCGAGCCGGGGGCCGGGGCCAAGGACCGCGCCCUGGGCCUGUUGCCCGGCGACCGGCUGGUGGAGAUAAACGGCGUCAACGUGGAGAGCAAGAGCCGGGACCAGAUCGUGGAGAUGAUCCGUCAGUCCGGGGAGGCGGUGCGGCUGAAGGUGCAGCCGAUCCUGGAGCUGAGCGAGCUGAACCGCAGCUGGCUGAGGACCAGCGAGGGCCUGCACCGAGACCCCCUUGACGUAAAGGAGGCGUCUUGUCCCCCUGUGGCCUCCAAUGGUAAACCCUCCCCAGGUUCACUGUCCCAGGCUGCAGCCAAAGAACAGGCCCCGGGUCUGGCCCCCACUGAGGAGGAUUACAAGCGUGUGAGGAAGAUCUUCACUAUCAGUAGCAAUGACUCCCCGCUCGCCGAGGACCCGGUGGCCCUUCUCCAGGCAGCGCACUCCGCUGCAGCUAAGGGGAAGACCGAGGAGCAGAUAACGGCCGAGAAAGCCUGGUAUAACACAGAGAAAGUAUGGCUUGUCCACAAAGAUGGAUUUUCUUUGGCGACUCUCCUGAAGACGGAGGCGGGCAGCCUGCCGGAGGGGAAGGUGAAAAUCCGCCUGGAGAGCGACGGCUCCUUGCUGGAUGUGGAUGAAGACGACGUUGAGAAGGCAAACCCUCCGGAGUUCGACCGAGCCGAGGACCUGGCGUCCCUGCAGUAUUUGAACGAGUCCAGCGUGAUGCACUCCCUCCGGCAGCGCUACGGCGGCAACCUGGUGCACACGCACGCUGGGCCCAACAUGGUGGUCGUUAACCCCAUUAGUGCCCCCUCCAUGUACUCUGAGAAGGUGAUGCAGAUGUUUAAGGGCUGCCGACGAGAAGACACGGGCCCUCACAUUUACAGCAUGGCCCAGGCUGCGUACAGGAACCUGCUGACCACGCGCCAGGACCAGUCCAUCGUCCUGUUGGGCAAGAGUGGCAGCGGCAAGACCACCAACUGCCAGCACAUCAUCCAGUACCUCAUUACCAUCGCCGGCAGCACCAACAAAUCCUUCUCUACGGAGAAGUGGCAGGCGGUCUACAGCGUGUUGGAGGCGUUUGGGAACGCGUCGACCUGCAUGAACGGGAACGCCAGCCGCUUCUCCCAUAUUGUGUCCUUGGACUUUGACCAGUCGGGCCUGGUGACCUCAGCCUCUAUCCAGACCAUGCUGCUGGAGAAAAUGAGGGUGACUAGGAGACCGGAGGGGGAGUCCACUUUUAAUGUUUUCUACUACCUGAUGGCUGGCGCAGAUAGUGCUCUAAGGACCGAGCUGCACCUCAAUCACUUUGCUGAAAACAAUGCAUUUGGAAUCAUGCCUCAGACUAAGACGGAAGACAAGCAGCGGGCCUCCCAGCAGCUUUCCAAGCUGCAGGCUGCCAUGAAGGUUCUGGGCAUCAGCGGCGACGAGCAGAGGGCCUUCUGGCUCAUCCUUGGGGCCAUCUACCAUCUUGGGGCUGCGGGAGCCACCAAAGCUGGCAGGAAACAAUUUGCGCGUCAUGAAUGGGCCCAGAAGGCGGCGUACCUGCUGGGCUGCACCCUGGAGGAGCUCUCCUCCUCCAUCUUCAAGCACCAGGCCAAGGGCACCCUGCCCAGAGCCGGCACCAUCCGCCCGGCUUCGGAGGAAAAUGGCACAGCAGAUGCAGGAUCCAAAGCUACAGCCACGGAGUGUUUAGAGGCCAUGGCGUGUGGGCUCUACUGCGAACUCUUCACCAUUCUCAUAUCUUUAAUAAACCGGGCUUUGAAGUCCAGCCAGCACUCCCUGUGCUCCCUGCUCAUUGUGGACACGCCGGGCUUUCAGAACCCCAGGCUGGCCAAGCACGAGUGCGGGGCCACGUUCGAGGACCUCUGCCACAACUACACCCAGGAGCGCCUGCAGACCCUCUUCUACCAGCGCACCUUCAUCCAGGAGCUGGAGCGAUACAGAGACGAGAACAUAGAGGUGGCUCUGGAAGACGCGGAGACGAGCACCUCCCUGUCUGUGGCGGUGGUGGACCAGGCCUCGAGCCAAGCGCUGGUGCGGACGGUCCGAACGGACGAGGCCCGGGGCCUGCUGUGGCUGAUAGAGGAGGAGGCGGUGCAGCCCGAGGGAUCGGAGGCAACGCUGCUGCAGCGUCUCUUCAGCUACUACGGGCCCGCGGAGGGCGAGAGCAAAGGUCACACAUUCCUGUUGAAGGGCGAGAAGGAGAGUCAUUUCCUGCUGGGCCACAGUCAUGGGACUGAUUGGGUGGAGUACGAUGCCCAUGGGUGGCUCAACUAUGCCAAGCAGAAUCCCGCCUUUGCCAAUGCUACAAGCCUCUUGCAGGACUCCCAGAAGAAGAUCAUCAGCUCGUUGUGCAUGGGCCGAGCGGCCGGAGCCACCGUUCUGUCCGGCUCCAUCGCGGGCCUUGAAGGUGGUUCUCAGCUGUCUUUACGACGUGCCACCAGCAUGAGGAAGACCUUUACCACAGGGGUAGCAGCUAUGAAGAAGAAGUCCCUGUGCAUCCAGAUAAAGCUGCAAGUGGAUGCUCUUCUCGACAUGGUGAGGAGGUCCAGGAUUCACUUUGUUCACUGCAUAUUGCCUAAGGCAGAUGCCCUCAAGGCCCUGAGUGGAUCCCUGUUCAAAGGAGGCGAAUGUGAGGCUCAGGGGGACGCUGCAGAUCCCGGAUUAAUGCAACUAGAUGUAGCCCUGCUCCGUGCUCAGCUGCGCGGCUGCAAGCUGCUCGACGCGCUCCGGAUCUACAGGCAGGGCUACCCCGAUCACAUGGUGUUCUCCGAGUUCCGCCGGCGCUUUGAUGUACUGGCGCCGCACCUCACCAAAAAGCACGGGAGGAAUUACAUCGUGAAGGAUGAGAAGAGAGCUGUGGAGGAGCUCCUGGAGUCUUUGGAUUUGGAGAAAAGCAGCUACCACAUGGGUCUGAGCAGGUUGUUCUUCAGAGCCGGCACCUUGGCUAAACUGGAGGAACAGAGGGAUGAGCAGACCAAGCGUAAUCUAGUCCUGUUCCAAGCUGCCUGCAGAGGGUACCUCGCUCGGCAGGCCUUUAAGAAGCGAAAGAUUCAGGACCUGGCGAUUCGUUGCAUCCAGAAAAACAUAACCAAGAACCGUGGCGUGAAGGACUGGCCGUGGUGGAAGCUGUUCACCACAGUCCAGCCUCUCAUUAAGGUCCAACUCACCGAGGACCAGAUGCGAAGCAAAGACGAGGAGAUACAGCUGCAGAAAUCGAAGCUCGAGAGGGUGGAGAAGGAGCGAAAUGAGCUGAGACUGAACACGGAUCGAUUGGAGAGCAGGAUUGCAGAGUUGUUAGCAGAGCUGGCUGAUGAGAGAAGCACAAGUGAGUCAGCAUCCCAGUUAUUGGAGACCGAGACUGCAGAGAGACUUCGCCUGGAGAAGGACAUGAAGGAUCUGCAGGACAAAUUUGAUGCCCUGAGGAAACAAUUUGAAGCUCAGGAGAUGGAGGUGAUGGAAGCGCGGCUCAUGAAAACCUCCGAGCUCAACGGGGAGAUGGAUGAUGAUGAUGAUGCUGGAGGCGAGUGGCGCAUAAAAUACAACCGAGCCAUUCGUGAAAUGGACUUCACCAAGAAGAAGCUCCAGCAGGAGUUCGACGACAAGCUGGAGACCGAGCAGCAGAGCAAAAGACAAGUUGAGAGAAAGCUGGCUGAUUUGCAGACGGAUAAUGAGGAUGUGCAGCGCACUGUGCAGCAGCUGAAGAAGAAGUGCCAGAAGCUGACGGCGGAGCUGCAGGACACCAAGCUUCACCUGGAGGGGCUGCAGAGCCGCAACCACGAUCUGGAGAAGAAACAGAGGAAGUUUGACCUGGAGCAGAACGAGGCUCAGACUGAGGUACAAAGAGAAAAGAGCCAGAGGGAGAAACUGGCUCGAGAAAAAGACAUAAUGACUGCUGAGAUAUUUAACCUCCGCCAGCAGCUGCAGGACAAGGAGAACGAAUUGUGCGCCGCGAACGUGAAGGUGCAGCAGCUGGAGGCCGAGCUGCAGGACCUGUCCUCGCAGGAGUCCAAGGACGAAGCCUCCCUCGCCAAGGUCAAGAAGCAGCUCCGCGAUCUGGAGGACAAGGUGAAAGACCAGGAGGAGGAACUGGACGAGCAGGCGGGAAGCAUCCAGAUGCUGGAGCAGGCUAAGCUGCGGCUGGAGAUGGAGAUGGAGAGGCAGCGGCAGACCCACUCGAAAGAUAUCGAGAGUAAGGAUGAAGAGGUGGAGGAGAUCAGACGGUCCUGCAGCAAGAAGCUGAAACAGAUGGAGGUGCAGCUGGAGGAGGAGUAUGAAGACAAGCAGAAAGUGCUGCGCGAGAAGAGAGAGCUGGAGAGCAAACUGCUAAAUGCACAGGACAAGGUGAACCAGAGGGACGUGGAGACUGAGAAGAGGCUCAAGAAAGACCUGAAGAGAACCAAAGUCCUCCUGGCUGAUGCACAGAUUAUGCUGGACCACCUGAAAAGCAACGCCCCCAGCAAGAGGGAGAUCGCUCAGCUCAAAAAUCAACUGGAGGAGUCAGAGUUCACCUGUGCUGCUGCGGUGAAGGCGCGAAAGGGCAUGGAGAUUGAAAUCGAGGACAUGCACAUCCAAAUGGAGGACGUGGUCAAAAACAAGGCGUCGCUGGAGGAGCAGGUCAGCCGUCUGCAGAGGGAGAAGAACGACCUGCAGUCGCGCAUGGAGGAGGACCAGGAGGACAUGAACGAGCUGCUGAAGAAACACAAGGCUGCGGUUGCUCAGUCUGCCAGGGACCUGAGCCAGAUCAGUGACCUGCAGGCCCAGCUGGAAGAGGCCACAAAAGAGAAGCAGGAGAUCCAAGAAAAGCUUCAUUCGCUGCAGAGUCAGCUCGACUUCCAAGAACAGUCAAUGGUGGAAAAGUCUCUUGUGAGCCGUCAGGAGGCCAAGAUCCGUGAGCUGGAGACCAAGCUGGAGUUCGAGAGGACGCAGAUCAAACGCUUGGAGAGCCUGGUGAGCCGUCUGAAGGAGAACCUGGAGAAGAUGACCGAGGAGAAGAACCAGCGCAUCGCCGCCGAGAACCGGGAGAAGGACCAGAACAAGCGCAUGCAGCGGCAGACGCGCGACAUGAAAGAGGAGAUGGCGGAGCUGGCGAAGAGGGAGGCGGAGGCGAGCCGCAAGAGGCACGAGCUGGAAAUGGACAUCGAGAGCCUGGAGGCGGCCAACCAGAGCCUGCAGGUGGACCUGAAGCUGGCCUUCAAGAGGAUCGGCGACCUGCAAGCCGCCAUCGAGGACGAGAUGGAGAGCGACGACAACGACGACCUGAUCAACAGUUUGCAAGACAUGGUGACAAAAUAUCAGAAACGCAAGAACAAAACCGGCGACGAGAACGACACCGACUCGGAGGUGGAGGACCGCGUGGACGGCGUCAAGUCCUGGCUCUCCAAGAACAAGGGCUCUGCCAAGGCGGCGUCGGACGAGGGGAGCCUGAAGAGCAGCAGCCCUCCUGUGGCACGGAGACGCCCGAGUCGCGGCCGCUCCGACGAGGACGACGAGGCGGAGGGAGACGCCAACAAGCGUGCGCCGCGGCUGAGCGACAGCGCGCUGGGAGAGGGCGCGUCUUAACCCCGACUCGGGUCACCUCGCGCUUCGGGUGACAACGGACACACAGGAGGGACACGGUUACUUCCCCGCGUCCUUACUCCGGCUUUGCAGCCGGGCCGAGGGAGGCCGGCCGCAUCCAGAGGCAAGGGCAGGGAAAAGGCACCGCGCAGCGCUUCCACCCUGCUUUUAUUCCGUUUUACAGCAGAGACGCCCACAUCAUGGACUCAUGCCUCCUCUGCGACUGACGUGUGCUUUUCUCCUUCAUUUAACGCCGCGCUUUCAAUAAGGUAGUUAAUACAGAGCAGUAAAGUUGAGCACUAUCACACGAACUUCUGUCACCACUUAAUUUAUAAGAGCUGCUUUUCAGGCAAAUUGAAGCACUCCUCUGUGCUCUCCUCAGACUAUUCCGAUAGCUGUGCCAGGAGGAUUUAGAUAAGCCCUCUCUGGCUGGACUUCUUCAAAACGCUCUGACCAACUAUUAAGACCGUUCUUAUCUCCCUCGCCAUUAAUGUGGAUGAGCGCCGAGGGAGGAAUUAACCCCUUCUCAAUUAAUUAUCUCGCAGUAAGUUUACUUGUAGCUCUUGUUCCAAGUUGAGAUAUCCAUCAUUCGAACAAAGUGAUGCUAAAUCAUGAUUGCUGGCAUGAAGACUGAACAGAGCUGGUGGGUGCUUCAAGACGAACCACUUUAUAUGUUUGAAAUCUUUGAAGACUGGAUUACAGCAAUAAUUUCAACUAAACAUGUGUAUGUAUAGGUCGAUAGACAGAUAUUUGUGGAAUUAAAGCCUUUACAUGAACAUUAUAUUCAAAGGAAAUGAUUUUCUAAAGCUAGAGCUAUUUUAAGACCAUGUUUAGCCUGUACUCUGACAUAUUACUCUGCUUGUGUUGUGGCUCUGACAUGUUUUUGUCCACUUAUAUACAUUUAUAUGCUAAUUUAUCACACAUUUCUCCAAAGUCUGAUAUCCUGGAGUUUAAAGGGAACGCGUGUGUGCUGUUAUAAAGAAGCUUUCUAUAGAACUUGCAGAUGAAGAGACGUGUGGUGUUAUUUGUCAGGUAGAGGCAGAAACGGCAGUAAAAACCAAAACUCUUGCACAAGUCCUGCAGAAUGUCGCCGCACGCUUGUGAUAAUGAUGGCGGCUCCCUGCUAAAGGUGUAAAGCAGAUUGUCAUGCGAGGCGUCUAUUCGCCUCUCCUGUCGUCGUCCAAGCAGCAAUACAGCGAUGCGAUCUCCAAGGUGCCAAAAGCAACGCAACACUAAGCGAAGAGCGGCUGCGGGAGGGUUUCUACACAUUCCUCCCAGCAGCCACAUGCACGGGACAAACAUAGGUGGACAAUCAGCUUAUUCCUGCCCAGACCCAGACACACUAUAAAUGUCUCCACCUCUAUAUUUAAUCCCACAAAAUGAUGAUGGCAUCCGUGGAUGAUUGCGACCUCAGCCAGCUUUAACUCUGUUUAAACAGCGUCUCAGAAUAUGGCAGCAUAUACAUAUGUGCACGUGCACUGUCUGCUCUAGUGCAAAGACAACAUUCAAGUGUCUCGCUUGCUAUUUGCAUAUUUUCUCAGAAGAGGCUAAUCUGCAUUUCUUGUCUUAUUCUCUCUCCCUCUCUCUUUUUUUUUUUUUUACUUCACACAUGAAUAUUAAUGCGCAACACGGCAAACUUUGAUGUCAGAAGCGACUUGUUAAAUGAAAACAGUAUUGUAAGUUUCAUUGGCUCUGAGCUGGAGUUGCUGGCAUUACACGCAACGCUUCAGAAGUUGGUUCACUUCGUCACAUCUUCUGAAAGCACUUGUCUGUGUUCAUCAUGGAACAGAUCACCAUUUGUAAAAUGAAUGUGUGUGUGUGUGUGUUUUUCCUUUUCUGUAAAUAAAUUCAGCCGUUUGUUUACAGAAUCGA